AUGCCUUAUAAUAAUUAUCAAUUAAACGAUUUACAAAGAAAAGCUUUAACCGAUCUAUUCGCACAUCUUCAACACUUUAACCAAGAAUUUUCAAAGUGUAAUUUUCUUAAAAAUGAAGAUUCCCUCUACUUGCGAAAUAUAAAAACAACUGCCAUUAAUCUUAGCUUUUAUUAUGUACAUCAAAAAAAUGUUGUAAUUGGUGAUGAAAUUUUUAGAAAAGCUGUUAAAGACCAUAAAGAUUGGUAUGAAGUGAAUAAGCAAUGGAUCAUAUUUUUUGUAUAUUUGGCAAAGAGUUCGGUUGAAAAAUAUUCAUCACAUGCUUGUGUGCCUUCAGUAGAAGAGACUAAAAAAGGCGACGAUUGGAAAAAAAAUGCGUUUUCUGAUAGCGUGGGAAAGGGUCAAUCUUUUACUUCUAAAAAGUCAAAAAAAAUUCUGCAAAAAGUUUCUGACGAUCAAUUUAUUAAACCACCAAAGAAGUUAGAUAUUGAUAAAAAAUUUGUGCCCAUUCAAAAGAAGAAAUUUAUGAAAAAGUGUUCGGGAAAUUUGUAA
Dentiscutata heterogama is the source of this 549-nucleotide messenger RNA. The record is from the annotation of a GenBank genome assembly. Lineage: Eukaryota; Fungi; Glomeromycota; Glomeromycetes; Diversisporales; Gigasporaceae.